Molecule: messenger RNA, 573 nt
Organism: Penicilliopsis zonata CBS 506.65
Lineage: Eukaryota; Fungi; Ascomycota; Eurotiomycetes; Eurotiales; Aspergillaceae
Exons: 2
Coding region: 1-573 (190 amino acids)
Biological process (GO): iron-sulfur cluster assembly
Source: RefSeq, a predicted model, not a curated record
AUGCAGAACUCCAACCCCACCAUUCUCAGUGCUGCUGAUCUUCCCACACGCCUACGUACCCCGGUCACGACAUCUAGUGUCAGCGGUACUGGAUUAUUAUCAUCUUCGCUUUCCACGCUUGUCAAUACGGAUGACGUGUUUUCCUUUGGGAAAUACAAUCCCGAUUCAGACAUUGAGAGCUUAGAUGAGUUGACAGAGGAGCCUAUCGAUGAACAAGAAGUUUUUGAACAUCCUAUUUCAUUGGGGGCUUUGGCCGUUGUCUCGCUUCCCGAUAUUUUGAUUGAGCCAUCGCUUCCAAGCAUACCUGAUUCACCACUUCGGACUGUUACAGUUUUAAUCACGCCUACCAUCUCUCACUGUAGCCUAGCGACUGUAAUAGGUCUGGGCGUACGCGUUCGUCUCGAGCAGUCACUCCCUUCAAGAUUCCGGGUUGAUGUGCGCAUCAAAGAAGGCACCCACAGUACCGCCGAUGAAGUCAAUAAGCAACUUGCGGACAAGGAAAGAGUGGCCGCAGCUCUCGAGAACGGCACACUGAUGGGAGUCAUCGGCAAAAUGCUGGAGACAUGCAAAUGA